Corticium candelabrum is the source of this 2063-nucleotide messenger RNA. Its product is annotated as immunoglobulin superfamily member 10-like. The coding region runs from base 61 to 1944 and encodes 627 amino acids. The record is from RefSeq and is a predicted model, not a curated record. Lineage: Eukaryota; Metazoa; Porifera; Homoscleromorpha; Homosclerophorida; Plakinidae. The transcript is spliced from 9 exons. Gene Ontology annotation, molecular function: axon guidance receptor activity. Gene Ontology annotation, biological process: synapse organization; homophilic cell-cell adhesion. Gene Ontology annotation, cellular component: plasma membrane; neuronal cell body; axon.
ACAUUAAAAGCUUCGUGUGUUAACAACGAAAAAAUUUGCAUUCGAGGCCCAAAAGGAGACAUGGGACCAAGAGGCCUUUUGGGUAUACAAGGUGACAAAGGCGAUCUCGGUGACAAAGGGGAGCAAGGAGUGAGAGGAUUGAAGGGCGAAAAAGGCGGAAAAGGCGGAAAAGGCGAUCAAGGGCUGCGGGGAGACAGCAUUGUGCCUCCCCAAAUUACCAAGUCACCUUCGAGUGUAGAGGCAAUAAUGGGGGAUAGUGUGACUUUUGAGUGUACUGCCGAGGGGUUUCCUCGACCUAAGCUAACAUGGCGCAAACAAUCGUCAAAAUUGUCGUCGUUGCGCGCGACCGUCAGUGAAAACAACAGCCUGAUCAUUAGCAACGUACAGCGUCAUGAUGCGGACACGUACGUAUGCCACGUCGAGAACGUUUUUGGAGAUGCGAAUGCUUACGCUACUCUUGUCGUGCAAGUUCCUGUGACUUUCAUCAGUGUGCCAACAGAGAUUGUCAAAGCAUCUAUUGGCGACAGCGUAAGUCUUAUCUGUCACGCUGACGGUUAUCCUCUACCAACGAUCAAGUGGUCUCGACCAAAUGGUUUGUCAAACGAAGCUGUGGUGACGUCUAACGGCACUAUGAAGAUUUCUAGCGUUAGCAGACAGGACUUUGGUCAAUACAGAUGUACUGCUCACAACUCUAUUGGAACAAAAUCAUACACUUUUACAUUAUCACAAACAGAUGACGGUACUGAAGAGACCGGUGCUGUACAGACUGGUGCCACUGUGUUUCUGGGCAGUCAGGUUUCCUUACGAUGCAGUCUAUGCUCGGUUCCAGGUUUCACGUUCGUUUGGAAAAAGAUGGGGAGAUUAUUGGAAUCUGAUCGUGCUCAUGCGAAAGGUUGUUCUCUAGUCAUCAGCAAGACUACACAUGCAGACGCUGGCAACUAUACCUGCAUUGCUGUCAACGACUACAGCGGUAUUGCUCUAAAACAGGAUAUUCCAUUAACCAUUCUUGGCCCACCUCGAUUCACUUCAUCGAUUCCUUCUUCUGUGGUCGUGAAAGCUGGAGAUAAUUUCUCGUUUUCUUGCCAAGCGGUCGGUCCUCCAAAAACGCUUGUCUACUGGAGCAAAGAAUCUUUGAAACUAACAAAUCAGUCUGCAGUAGAUACUCUUCGCAUCACAAACGUGUCAAAGUCAGACGAAGGAGUUUAUCACUGUCACGCCAUAAACAAAAUAGGAAAAAAGAGCUUAAAAACGAGAUUAACCGUACUUGAGCUUAGGUUUGACAGUCAACCUCCUCCUGAGCUGGCGGCCGUUAUCGGCAGUAGUGUGAGCAUUGAUUGUGCCGCGAGUUUAGCUCAAGGACUGCCUGCUCAGGUAUCGUGGAGUGGUCCGUGUAGUCGCAGCAAAUCGAAUUACAAGAUCAAAUCAAACGGCACUCUGACCAUAAGUAAAGCAUCCGCGUGGGAUAGCGGACUCUACGAAUGUACUGCAAAAUCCUUCGUAGGAAAUCCGAUUAGAGCAAAAAUACAAGUUAUUGUUGGAGACGAACAAAGAAACUGGGAAUGGAGAGAUACAGACGACAGCUGUGGUGGUUUUGCACAGUCUUCUUACAACAAAUCGGUUUAUUAUGCAGUGUCCACAUCUGCUACAUGGGAUAGAUCCAAGUUCUAUUAUUGUCCUAAAGGAUAUCGGUGGGCUUGUACCUCUGAAGCAGUGGCCAUUUUUGGAAGUAAUACUAACUCUGGUGCAAGUGGAACAGAUAAUGUUUACCAUGGAAAAUGUGGAUGGAAUGGUUACAGUUACAAAGGUUACGACAGAUACUACUUUAGGUUUAAGGAUUCAGCUUCAACUAACGGAUUCAAGCACAGUGGAAACUACCACAGGUACCAAGUAGAAUAUUCGUCAUCUACUAGUAACUUUGCUGGCAUUGUUUGCCUUAAAAACUAAAUCGUUUGUGACAAUGCUUGUGUUCUUGUUGUAGCUUAAACCACGUCUCUAUGUAGCAACAUGAUAUUGUAUAUUAAUAUGUCGUCUUGUUUACCUUUCACUAAUUAAUAAAAGUUGAG